AUGGACUCCAACGCGGAGCUGGCGGCUUCGGCCUCUGAGCUCGCAGAGGUUCGCUCCGUUGCCUCCGAGGCCGACUCUGAGAUCAGCAUGGCAACCACAUUGCCCACUCUUGCCAAACCCCACUGGCAUCGCGGAAAGCUGGUCGACAGAAAGUCGAGCGGAAAGCUGGCGUCGAAGUCGAGCAAGCCAAAGCUGGGAGGGAAGGUGGGGGACAAGGCAAAGGCCGCGGCAACAAAGGUGCAGGCGGCAUGGCGGAGGACAUCUCUCGCUGUCUGGCUCAGCAUUCUCGACAAGGCGGCGGGCUCUGAAAAGGCCUUGAAAAAGGUGGCCUUGAUGCUCCAGAACGUGGGCCCGGCCGGCGGUCAGGCGCUAGGCAAGCUCAUUCUCUACCUCUCCGGACCCGGCACCACAGCACUCGCGCGGGCUCGGAAGCGGGCGCUCCUCGGCCUGCUGCGAUCUGGCACGAAGCUCGUCAACUUUGCCCUCAAGACGGUGCUGCCGCGGUUCAUGACGCCGACGCGGAGGCAAGUGCAGAACCAGCUGGCGGCGCUCCACAAUGCCGGGGCUGGCCUCCCGCUGGGGGAAGAGGGCCCCGCUCAGAACUACACCCUCGAGAUCCUCCGCGCUGAUGACGCCGGAAACUUGUGGCGCCGUGUUGAGGGUGCAGAGGGUGGCGAGGCGCGGUACGAGCGGGUCUUCUUCGGCCUGGACGCGCUGACGUCGUCGGUGGCAAAAUGCUUGGGCUCGCCGCGGCCAUGCCCCUUUGACUCGACGCCAGUGCAGCCGCGCGGCUUGAUCAAGCGCACAACGUGCCGCGUCGAAACGAGGCUCGUCAAGCGCGAGAAGGGCGUCUCGAGGAAGGCGGCUCGCGAGCGGCAUCUGGCGAACGCCGACGUGGAUCUGGUCACGGACUGCGCAGACCGCUACCUCGAGCAGAUCUAUUCGCCCCCGGUGGCGCAGGCGCUGCAAAAGGCCAUCCCGCGCCGCGCCAAGUCGAUGCUGGACUUCGAGUACCCUGUCGACUUCCUUCCAAGGGCGAUGCGGGAUGAUCCCGAGGGCGUGAUCUCCCUCGACCUCGACGUCGACAUCGCGGUGCGGUUUGACUCGCCCGAGCCCCUGUUCAACCUCGACAGCACCGGCCUCGGCGACUUCACCAGUGUCGCAAAGGUGCAGAACAACACGCGCUUCGUAUUCUUUAUCCGCGGCCAUCACGGCUUCCCCUCCCUCGGCACCUUUGAGCUGAAGAACUUCAAGCUGGAGGCGCGCGCUCUCGCUUGGUGGGACGUCUUUGACUCCAAGAUCGACCUCGCUUUCACCAAGGAGGACCCACCAAAGGUGUCUUGGGAUAUUGAGAUAUUUGACGGAUGA
Messenger RNA from Emiliania huxleyi CCMP1516, 1368 nucleotides. RefSeq lists its product as hypothetical. The record is from RefSeq and is a predicted model, not a curated record. The coding region runs from base 1 to 1368 and encodes 455 amino acids. The transcript is spliced from 2 exons. NCBI's taxonomy places the organism in Eukaryota, Haptophyta, Isochrysidales, Noelaerhabdaceae.